Rotaria sordida is the source of this 843-nucleotide messenger RNA. Lineage: Eukaryota; Metazoa; Rotifera; Eurotatoria; Philodinida; Philodinidae. The record is from the annotation of a GenBank genome assembly.
AUGUUACAAACAAUGCAAUCAAGAAACGGCACAAUGUUGAAUUAUAAUGGAAAUAUAAAUAUUGAAUCGAAUAGAUCUAUUCUUGAACAUUUGGCAAAUGAAAUGAUAUAUGAAAUAUUUGAAUUUCUUGAUUAUUAUGAUGUUUAUAAUGGUUUUUGUUCUCUUAAUCAACGAUUUCAAUAUUUAGUUCUUUAUUCAAGUGUUCCAAUUACAAUAAAUACACCAGCUGUAUCAAAAUCAAAAUUUCAAGAUUAUCAUAGAAAUAUAGUUAUUCCAAAUAAACAUCGAAUUAAUAUAUUUUCUUUAUCAAAUCCAUUUGCUGUUGAUAUUGUCUUAUCACCACCUCGUAUUAUUUUAGAUUUUGUUUGUCUUGAAACAUUAAUUCUUGAUAAUAUCAGUAUGGAAAAUCUCAAGAAAAUUUUCUAUGAAUUAAUGUUCUUACCAAAUUUACAUUCAUUAGUACUUAAUCUUGCUGAAUAUGUACAAAAUUUAAAUGAUAUUUUUUCUAAUAUAUUUUGUUUACCAAAAUUAAAAUAUGGCAAAAUUACAUAUCGAAUCAGAAUCGAUCAGGAUUUAUCAGGUGUUUAUUUUAGUAGAUUUCAUUGUAGUCCAAUUGAAACUCUUAUUAUUAAUGGUCCUUUUCCAAAUGAUUCAUUAAAUAAUUUAUUAUAUCACUUUCCAAAACUUCAUCAUUUAUCAAUUAAUUACGUUACUGCUUCUCGUGUCGAAAAUAGUGAAACACAUGCUACUUCAUUAUUAAAACAUUUAAAAUAUGUUUCACUUAAACUUUAUUUAAUUGCAUUUAAUAAAUUCGAGCAAAUUGUACAAACAUUUUUUUGGUGA